Messenger RNA from Solanum pennellii, 1837 nucleotides. Its product is annotated as sugar transport protein 14-like. Lineage: Eukaryota; Viridiplantae; Streptophyta; Magnoliopsida; Solanales; Solanaceae. Gene Ontology annotation, cellular component: membrane. Bases 94 to 1641 code for a protein of 515 amino acids. Gene Ontology annotation, molecular function: monosaccharide transmembrane transporter activity. The record is from RefSeq and is a predicted model, not a curated record. Gene Ontology annotation, biological process: monosaccharide transmembrane transport. The transcript has 5 exons.
CUUUUCUUCUCAAUAUAUUUCUCUAUCAACAUUCCCUUUUUUUUCAUUUAAAAAUUCUAAUUAGUUCUUAAAAUUUGUAAUUAAGAAAAAAAAAUGGCUGGUGGUGGAUUUGAUGAUAAAAGUAGAGGAGCAAGAGCUCAUCUUUAUGAAUAUAAAAUUACUAGUUAUUUUGUUUGUUCAUGUAUUGUUGCUGCCAUUGGAGGUUCUCUAUUUGGUUAUGAUCUUGGCAUCUCUGGUGGUGUGACUUCAAUGGAUGAUUUCUUAAAAAUAUUUUUCCCAGAAGUGUACAAAAGGAAACAAGAACAUCUAAAAGAAACAGAUUAUUGCAAAUAUGACAAUCAAAUACUUACAUUAUUCACAUCAUCUUUAUAUUUUGCUGCACUAAUUUCAGCAUUUGGUGCAUCACAUAUUACUAGAAAAAAAGGUAGAAAAGCAAGUAUUUUAUGUGGUGCUAUUAGUUUCUUUGUGGGAGCUGUUCUUAACGCUGCUGCGACAAACAUCGCUAUGCUCAUCAUUGGUAGAUGUCUUCUCGGCUUUGGCAUCGGCUUUAGUAAUCAGGCAGUUCCAUUAUAUCUAUCAGAAAUGGCACCAGCAAAAGUAAGAGGAGCAGUUAACCAAUUGUUUCAACUCUCAACUUGUUUGGGAGUAUUAAUAGCCAAUUUUGUUAACUAUGGAACUGCUAAAAUUCAUCCAUGGGGUUGGAGAUUAUCACUUGGAAUAGCAACAAUUCCUGCUCUUUUCAUGUUUAUUGGUGGUCUUUUCCUCCCCGAAACGCCUAAUAGCCUCGUAGAACAAGGCAAAUUAGAGCAAGCAAGACAAGUUUUGGAAAAAGUUAGAGGCACAACAAGAGUUGAUGCAGAAUUUGCUGAUCUUGUUGAUGCAAGCAAUGCAGCAAGAGCUAUAAAACAUCCAUUUCGAAACUUACUUUCAAGAAAAAAUAGGCCACAGUUAGUGAUCGGAGCGUUAGCUAUUCCAGCAUUUCAACAACUCAGUGGAAUGAACUCUAUUCUGUUUUAUUCCCCUGUUAUCUUCCAGAGUUUAGGAUUUGGCUCUGGUGCUGCUCUGUAUUCAUCUGCUAUCACCGGUGGAGCGCUUGUCGUGGCUGCAUUAAUCUCUAUGACAUUCGUUGACAAGUUUGGUAGAAGAGCUUUUUUCUUGGAAGCUGGUGUUGAGAUGAUAUGUGUCAUGGUAGCGGUAGCUAUCACUCUGGCAUUGGAGUUUGGACAAGGUGUAAUACUCCCAAAAGGAAUUGGGAUAUUCCUAGUGAUUAUAAUUUGCAUAUUUGUUCUUGCUUAUGGAAGAUCAUGGGGUCCUUUAGGUUGGUUAGUUCCAAGUGAAAUUUUCCCUCUAGAAACAAGAUCAGCAGGACAAAGUAUGGUUGUUUGUGUUAACAUGAUAUUCACAAGCCUAAUCGCGCAAUGUUUCUUGGUUUCAUUGUGUCACCUUAGAUACGGCGUAUUCUUGUUAUUUGCUGGAUUUAUUAUAAUCAUGACUUGCUUCAUAUACUUUUUGUUGCCUGAGACUAAGCAAGUUCCAAUUGAAGAGAUUUAUUUGCUGUGGGAAAAACAUUGGUUUUGGAAAAGGUAUUGCUCAUCAGAGGAAAAUGGAAUUGAAUUGAAGAAUGGAGAUCUUAAAGUUUAAUGUAUUCUUAGGAAAUGAAAACUAUUGUAGAAUUUUUAUUUUGUUUGUUGCAUCUUUUUUACAACUAUAUGUAUGCACUUUGGAUACUUUUAUCUUUCUCUUCUGAUUCCUAUCGAGUUGCUCAAAAGUGAAUUGACAUAAUUUAGGUAGCAGAAAUUGAAGUGGAAUAGUCGAGUUGCAUAUAAGUUGAUCCUGA